AGCUCGACCUACCACGCCGGAAUCGGCUCGCUUCAGAUGUACGCCCACCACGUCACCGCGCCGACCACGGAUGGGGACCGGCCAGAGUACCACAUGACCCAGAUUGACACUUGGGGAAUGACCGGCAAUAUCGAUACCUUUCAGCGCAGAGCUACCGCAUUCAGAAACGCCAGGGACUUGGCUCAACGGCACCGAGACAACUUCGUCGAGGCUGCGAACGCCAGAGCGUCU
Messenger RNA from Ilyonectria robusta, 231 nucleotides. RefSeq lists its product as uncharacterized. The record is from RefSeq and is a predicted model, not a curated record. The annotation marks the transcript as partial. NCBI's taxonomy places the organism in Eukaryota, Fungi, Ascomycota, Sordariomycetes, Hypocreales, Nectriaceae. The transcript has a single exon.